This is a messenger RNA of Castor canadensis (American beaver), 1435 nucleotides long. RefSeq names its product F-box protein 44 (gene Fbxo44). Lineage: Eukaryota; Metazoa; Chordata; Mammalia; Rodentia; Castoridae. The record is from RefSeq and is a predicted model, not a curated record. Gene Ontology annotation, cellular component: cytoplasm; SCF ubiquitin ligase complex. Gene Ontology annotation, molecular function: protein binding; ubiquitin protein ligase activity. Gene Ontology annotation, biological process: glycoprotein catabolic process; SCF-dependent proteasomal ubiquitin-dependent protein catabolic process; ERAD pathway.
CCGGCCACCGCAGGCCCUGGCAGCGCAGCCUUGCGGCCCGGCGGGAUCGCGCAGCGGCCUCCGAACGCAGCUUCUUAACGUCCACAGGAAGGUGUUCAGAAGCCCCCACCAUGGCCGUGGAGAACAUCAACGAGCUGCCGGAGAACAUCCUGCUGGAGCUGUUCACACAUGUGCCCGCCCGCCAGCUGCUCCUGCGCUGCCGACUAGUCUGCAGCCUCUGGCGGGACCUCAUCGACCUCGUGAGCCUCUGGAAACGCAAGUGCCUGCGGGAAGGCUUCAUCACUGAGGACUGGGACCAGCCUGUGGCCGACUGGAAGAUCUUCUAUUUCCUUCGCAGCCUGCACAGGAACCUUCUGCACAACCCCUGUGCUGAAGAGGGAUUUGAGUUCUGGAGCCUGGAUGUGAAUGGAGGUGAUGAAUGGAAGGUGGAGGAUCUCUCUAAAGACCAGAGGAAGGAAUUCCCCAAUGACCAGGUCAAGAAAUACUUCGUGACUUCUUAUUACACCUGCCUCAAGUCCCAGGUGGUGGACCUCAAGGCCGAAGGGUAUUGGGAGGAACUGAUGGACACCACCCGGCCGGACAUCGAGGUCAAGGACUGGUUCGCAGCCAGGCCAGACUGCGGGUCCAAGUACCAGCUGUGCGUCCAACUACUGUCAUCUGCCCACGCACCUCUGGGGACCUUCCAGCCAGACCCAGUGACAAUUCAACAGAAGAGCGAUGCCAAGUGGAGGGAGGUCUCUCACACGUUCUCCAACUACCCACCCGGCGUCCGCUACAUCUGGUUUCAGCACGGCGGCGUGGACACUCACUACUGGGCAGGCUGGUACGGCCCGAGGGUCACCAACAGCAGCAUCACCAUCAGGCCCGCACUGCCCUGACGCCCUCCAAGCUCCCAUCCGCUGAACCCUGACUGACAAUGGCGGGCCAGCCUGCACUUCGGACAGAUCUGAGAGUGGCAGGGGGCUCUGGUGGCCCAUCUGUCUUCUGUACCGCUACCUUCUGAGGUCUUUAAGCCUUCUGCCCGCCUAUUCAGAAGAGGGGCUCUGGUCCUGAUGUUCAGACCUGGUUUGAAAUGGACAAGAUAGGCCCAGGAUGGGGUGAGGUCCAGGCUGGGGUAGGGACUGUCCUGACUAUCAUUGAAGUCCUAGAAGCCAGACAGGUGUCAGGUGGCACAAGGCCCCAAGGACCCAGGGAAUGCUCCUUAGGGUGAUCUGGGGUAGCUGGGGGGUGGGGAGGGCGCAGACUGGGCACGGGAGCCCUGGAGAAAGGGAGGGGGCGUCCCAGCACCACAUGUUCACCUCCAAACCCAGGCCAGGCUCCCUGUGGCUUGGAGAUGAUUUAAGCCCCCAGCCACCCAGCCUCCACCAUGCCCUGCUGCCGGAAGGCAGCCCUGUCCACCCUGGUCCUCCUCCAUGCAGCCAAAUAAAAAAGUGUU